Messenger RNA from Paecilomyces variotii, 2322 nucleotides. RefSeq names its product putative 20S cyclosome subunit. Gene Ontology annotation, biological process: cell division. Gene Ontology annotation, molecular function: protein binding. The transcript has 2 exons. The record is from RefSeq and is a predicted model, not a curated record. Lineage: Eukaryota; Fungi; Ascomycota; Eurotiomycetes; Eurotiales; Thermoascaceae. The coding region runs from base 1 to 2322 and encodes 773 amino acids.
AUGGAGAAGUUCUUGCGCUCCUGGCGACAGGACGCUCUCAACCGGGGCCAGCAUGAGUCUGCGAUCUAUAUUGGGGAUAAGGUGCUUGCGCUAACAAACAGCGAUGCCGAUGCUUUUUGGCUUGCUCAAGUGCAUUUCUCCAAUAACAACUACACCAGAGCCCUAGCAUUACUGUCGCGGAAAGACCUCAUCACACGAAGUACCUCUUGUCGAUAUCUCGCUGCGCACUGCUAUAUCAAACAGAAUAAAUUCGAUCAGGCCCUGUCUAUCCUCGGAGACCACAAUCCAACCCACUUGAUCAGCACCAGCAACAGCCGGCGCAAGUUGCAACAUCUGAACGGCAGCCAUGUCACGUUACGGAAUGGGAAGAUGGCUUCGUCACGAUCGGAUCGCAUCGAUAGGAGUGAAGAGCGGGAGCGGGAGGAUGCGAACAACAUACGUUUCGAAGCGGCCAUGUGCUAUCUCCGGGGCUUGUGCUAUGCAAAACAGAAUGCGUUCGAUCGAGCACGGGACUGCUACAAAGAUGCAGUCCGCAUCGACGUCCAGUGCUUCGAGGCUUUUGACCAGCUCAUGAAGAACUCCCUGAUGUCCCCGGCUGAAGAGUUGGACUUCCUGGAAUCGUUGGACUUCGAUUCCAUCGCAGCAGAUCCAUCUGUGGCGCAGGAAGCGGCCCAUUUCACCAAGAUGCUCUAUACGACGAGGCUCUCAAAAUACUCAUCUCCUUCGACCCUGUCAGAUGCCACCGAAACCCUUUCAACACACUACAAUCUCGCGGAGAAUCCCGAUAUUCUCCUGUCUCGUGCAGAGGCUCUCUACACACAAUGUCGAUUCGUGGAAGCUCUUGAGCUCACCUCAUCGAUUCUAUCGUCAUCCGACUCGUCCGUAUUAGCUUCGCAAAGCAACCACGGCCAGAACCUGGGACAUUCCCCCUCAGUGUACCCCCUCCAUCUCGCGUGUCUCUACGAAACCGGGGCGACGAACUCGUUGUUCCUUCUGGCCCAUACUCUCGCAGACAAUGCGCCGGAGGAAUCCUACAGUUAUCUAGCUAUCGGGACAUAUUACCUGUCUGUCUCAAAGAUUGCAGAAGCACGACGGUUCUUCUCUAAAGCUUCGUUACUGGACCCUCAUUCCGCCCCUGCCUGGAUCGGUUUCGCCCAUACAUUCGCCGCCGAAGGGGAACACGACCAAGCAAUUGCUGCAUAUAGCACAGCAGCUCGGCUUUUUCAGGGUAGUCACUUACCCCAGUUGUUCUUGGGAAUGCAGCACCUGGCCUUGAAUAACAUGUCUCUGGCCCAUGAAUACCUGUGUGCCGCCUACGCGAUGUCGUCUGGCUCGCCUUCUGGCACUCUCCCGGUACCUACUGACCCUUCAAAGGGGUUACCGCCACUUGGCGGCGAUCCGCUAGUGCUGAAUGAGCUGGGUGUUGUCUUGUAUCACCAGAAUCAUCUUGAAGCGGCCGUGGAACUGUUCCGUCAGUCUCUUGCCCUCGCCGCAUCCCUACAGUGUGACCCCGGGGCUUGGGUGGCGACACGAGCGAAUUUAGGGCACGCCCUACGUCGACUGGGCCAUUUCGACGCUUCCCUGUUGGAAUUCGAUGAGUGCCUCCGUGUCAGCGCUGGUGGUGCUGGGUCUGGAUACGGAACUACCAUUGGCGGUGGUAGCGGUGUGGUUGCUACAUCAUCUGGAGUAGGUGGCUAUGAGGACCGGGGAUUAAUUGGAUCACUGCAUACGUCUAGAGGCCUCGUCCUCCUUGAACUAGGUCGGACCAUGGAUGCUGUGACCGCGCUUCAUGAAGCCGUCCGCGUGUUGGGGGCAAGCGGCGGUGAUGCAGCCGGCGGCGCAGGAGUUGCCGGUACGCUGCUUUCCCGUGCGCUGGAAAUCUGGGCUCUCGAAGAGCACGAGAAGCCAGAAAUGAUUGAGAGGUCAACAAGUGGAAAAGGUAAAGGCAAGAGUGCCGUCCGCACUCGUGAAAGAGGUCUCGACAGAGGCCCUGAGACGUCUAGACGCAGACGAAUGGAGACUCAAUAUGCUGGGGAGGAAUGGACAGAUGACGUGCUUGAUGCGGAGGCCAGAGUUCCAGGGAAAUCUAAUACCCUCGAAGAGAAAGUGGAAAUGGAGCUGGAUGAAGAAGCGGACGGUCUACUUGAUCGAGCACUUACUCGAAUACGGCCUCUUCGUGCAACGAGACGACACGACGCUGGCCAAGCACUGGAACUCGAGUCACUGGAGGAUCCUCCUGGGAGUCGCAGCCGAGGCAGUCGACGAAGUCCUACACGGCGCGUCCAAACCCGCGGACGCCAUGGAGAUGUGCGGUGGCAGUGA